Molecule: messenger RNA, 1265 nt
Organism: Synchiropus splendidus (mandarinfish)
Lineage: Eukaryota; Metazoa; Chordata; Actinopteri; Syngnathiformes; Callionymidae
Gene: etsrp
Product: ETS1-related protein
Exons: 8
Coding region: 3-1040 (345 amino acids)
Biological process (GO): regulation of transcription by RNA polymerase II; cell differentiation
Cellular component (GO): nucleus
Molecular function (GO): DNA-binding transcription factor activity, RNA polymerase II-specific; sequence-specific DNA binding
Source: RefSeq, a predicted model, not a curated record
GGAUGUACUGGGACAGAAGUGGAAACUCCGAGAGCAAAAACACCAACAUGAAGAUGGAAGUUUGCCAAAGUUCUUAUUACACAGAUGACUUCCGGACCCAGGAAGUGCCGGUGGGAUUCGAUUUUGCAUCUUAUGACUACCCUGAAGACCUGUCUUUUCUGUUAGAUGGCAAAACUCCAGCGCAGCCGCAGUUCCAGGCGGACAGCAGCUACCAGGACGCCACCAAAGUAAACGCUAGUGACGGAGCUCUCUACAACUUGGACUCAUACCAGGAGUGUAACUGGUGGUCUUCGUAUCCACAUGUGGACCAGUCUCAGACCUUGUCAUACCAGGACUCUGCACAGACCUACCAGAAUCUGGUUCCCCAGACUGGUCAGUUCAGUCCAGUCAUGGAGGGUGGCCACAGUCCAUUCACAGGGAAAGUUCAAGCUCACUCCGCUGAGCUGUACGACUCCUCUUCGUUUUGGCCGGAAUACCCCUCUCCACCGUUCGCGGCCCCGCUGCCACACCCACGGCCCCAAGCCUGUCCAGCUACCUCUGGCCCCCGUCCGGCGGAGCACUACUGCCCCCGUGUGGUCAAGCGUAAGAACACACACCUACAGAGGCCUGAGAGGGAAAGUCAUGUGACAGGAAUGUCAGCAUAUCCAGGUUCCGGUCCGAUCCAGCUGUGGCAGUUCUUACUAGAGCUACUUCUGGACUCAGCUUGUCGCACCUUCAUAUCCUGGACGGGGGACGGUUGGGAGUUUAAGAUGUCUGAUCCCUCAGAGGUGGCCAAGCGCUGGGGUCAGUGCAAGAACAAGCCCAAGAUGAACUACGAGAAGCUGAGCCGAGGCCUGCGCUACUAUUACCACAAGAACAUCAUCCACAAAACAGCAGGAAAACGCUAUGUCUACCGCUUUGUGUGCGACAUGCAGGGCAUGCUGGGCAAGUCGGCGGAGGAGGUGCUGACCAGCCUCAACAUCUCACCCACAAACACAGACUCAUGGCACCAUCCGGAUGUACCCACCACUUGUGACAGCAGCAGUGACAGAUGGGAUUAAAGCAGGAGCAACAGACUUUUACGAUGAUCAGGGACAAAGUUUUUCCUUUUUUUUAAUAUACGGUUCUACAUUACUGAAUCCUGAAUUGUGAUUCCCAAGCACUCCUAUCUUCUCAGUUCUACUCAUGACUUGUAAAUAUUGUUUAUAUGGCGUGUACGUAGACGUGUGUGCAUGUAGAGGGUUAUUUUUAUACAAAACUCCUGUCUACCUCUGAUCAUGACAUAC